Molecule: messenger RNA, 1465 nt
Organism: Sinocyclocheilus rhinocerous
Lineage: Eukaryota; Metazoa; Chordata; Actinopteri; Cypriniformes; Cyprinidae
Gene: cabp1a
Product: calcium binding protein 1a
Exons: 7
Coding region: 233-1375 (380 amino acids)
Cellular component (GO): cytoplasm
Molecular function (GO): calcium channel regulator activity; calcium ion binding
Source: RefSeq, a predicted model, not a curated record
CCCUUACCUACGCGUCCUACCAGAAUAGCGCUUAUACCGCCUUACGGAGCAAUCAGGUGGCACCAACUCCAAGAGGAGAAGAUCUCGACAGCAUCAUUUCAAGCGCAACAUGACAUCGAAGAGGUUCCGAUGUACUCUCAGCACUCCACACCGGGCUAUUAUAUUCAAACGAUAAUAAUGUGACACCUCAGAGGUCAGCCUUUACCUUCAAGGGCAUCUUACUAGGCUAAAGAUGAGUUUCACACUCCCCAAAAGCGAAUCGAGAUCCUCCGCACCGGCCAGGAGCGCGGCUCAGCCGCCCGAUCAUCCCGGAGUCCGGCGGAUACACCAUCAGCGCUCCGCGGCGGUGACAUCUGGAGCGGAGGCGGCGGAUUGCGAUGCGAGCUCGCGGAGACCCCUUUGUCACCCCUCACUGGUCGGUACUCGGAAUAGCGCAGAGAAGAGCCACCCACAACACUCCCACUCCCAUGGACACGCUCUUCCCACGGCUCACAGUCAGGAGGACCUGUCGGAGCUUCCAAGUGAAAGGGAGCGCAAGACAGCCAGGCGACACCACCAUCAUCAUCACCACCAUCACCACAACCGUCAUCAUCACCAUCACCAUCACCGCCACCGAUCCACCCGGGACGACCUGCCUCAGGAGCCCCGACCCAAGCACUCUCACGCCGCUCGCAUGCCCACCAGAACUCAGUCUUUCUCCGAGUCCAGGGACGAAACGGCUCUCUUUUUUGAAUCACCUCAACUGGCUCGACCGGGGUCUUCAUCGAGCAGAGAGGCGUGUCCAGCCUCCACCGCCUCAUCCUCGCCGGUGCCCGCAUCCUCCAGCCGCUCCUCCCGGAGAUCGGGGAGGUCCAGCGCAGCAUCUUCUGAAGCAGACUUCAACCUGCGGCCGUUCCUCAGCUCAGUGUUUGGACAGAAUCGAGAGUUGAGACCAGAGGAGAUUGAUGAGUUACGAGAAGCGUUUAAGGAGUUUGAUAAAGAUAAAGAUGGCUUUAUCAGCUGUAAAGACCUGGGGAACUGCAUGAGAACUAUGGGCUACAUGCCCACCGAGAUGGAACUAAUAGAACUGAGCCAACAAAUCAACAUGAACUUAGGUGGCCAUGUGGAUUUCGAGGACUUUGUAGGGUUGAUGGGACCUAAACUACUAGCAGAGACAGCAGACAUGAUUGGGAUAAAAGAGCUGAGAAAUGCUUUCAAAGAGUUUGACACAAAUGGAGAUGGCGAAAUAAGCACAGGAGAGCUAAGGGAAGCUAUGAGGAAGCUGCUGGGACAACAGGUUGGUCAUCGAGACCUAGAGGACAUACUGAGAGACAUUGACUUGAAUGGAGAUGGCCGAGUAGACUUUGAAGAGUUUGUGCGAAUGGUGUCCCGCUGAGAGGGCAGCGUUCAUAUGGUGUCUCCAACAGAAGAAAGUGAGAUGCUGCACUGCUUCCUGCUGGUCAAAGUAGACAGACUAUUAGACUAC